UGGCAUAAAUUCUGUAUGUCAAACAUACAUUAACAGUCACCUUCCUUGACCUUAGCAAUUUCGGCAAACCAUCUAUCAUAGUAUACAUUGUUUAGACAAAAAUUUGUAGAACUUAUCUAUAUAGCGCACAGAUAUGUAAUCAUUGCUGAUAAAAUGUGGCGUGGUGUCUCAGAAUCUGUAUGAAGUUUUCUUUACCCUAUUUCUAUCAGUUAUUAGCUUCUGCCAGUGGCUUCGCCUGCUUUCCAGUGGGAUUAAAAGUAUCCUAUCACCUAAGUCACUUUAUACCCUAUCAGUAUACCAAAUUUCAUCAAAACAUGUUCAGUAGUUUCAGCAUGAUUGAACAACCAACAUUUAGAUGUUACUUCCGAAAAAAUAACCUUUCACAUUUAUAAAUUAGUGGGAUUUCGAUUUUAGAUCUUUUAGACCUUUAUUACCCAACUAUUGCCCUUGCUAUUUCUAUACUAAGUUUGACAUGGAACAAAAUAAAAAAGUGAAAUAUAACUAAUGUAAAAAUUCUAAAAAAAGUGAUUAGCAGCUUCUGCCAACUGGUAAUUUUUAUGCAAUGUAAUAUAAUUGGUGGACAUUUUACCCAUUAUGUCAUUCAUUAAAAUCCCACUUAGCUACAAAACAUAUUACAAGUAGAUAUUUCAUUCAUAAAUAUGUUAUGAAUGGUAAAAUUGGGUGUCAAUCAAAACAUGGUAAAUAAAUAUGUUUAUGUCAGUGUUAUAAUUAAUUAUCUAAAAUAGACUGCCCAAUUUAACAAUAUGGAAUUCAGAAAUGUAUUUGAAAAUCAACUUUAACAUUUAUACUUAGAAUUGAAUUUUCAAUGUCCUCACUCUUCAAAAGACUCUUUUGUAAGGAGAAUUAGAAACAAAAGUAGUAGAUUACAUAAUUUUUGCAUAAUAUCGGUUGCAUGUGCUAUGAAUAUUGUUUAGCCUUGGCCUUGUAGCAACCUUGUUGUCUGUAAUCAAAGCCAAAGGUACUCGGAGUAACAAAAGGUAGUUAUUAUUUAUACUGAUACAACAUACAAUUGCUGAUUGGGUGAAAUAAAAUCAAAUCAUAAUACUAUUGUAUUCAGUCUUCGGUUAAACUUGGAACAGAUAAUAAGUGCAUCUUGAGAUAAACAAAUUAAUUAUUUUGUGCGAAAUUAAAUUGAUAUUAACUGUUAUGAAUGUGAUAAGUUUGAUCCGGUUGUGUUGUAAAUAACUAAUGGAGAAAUUAAAUCAGUUUAAAGUGUAUUGCUCGAGUUAUUUUCUAUUUGGGGCUGGUUAUUUAAAGCGGGCGGACACAGAUCGUCUACAUGAGAUAUUCUUAAAGUUCGCCACCGUCGACAGGAACGGUGAGAGGUUCAUCACCAGUGAAGAUUUUGUACGCAAGUUUUUAGGAUUAUUCGAAGAAGAUGACUACAAUGCGGAAUCAGUCAAGCUCAUCGCGGGCAUCGUGGACAUGGACAAGGAUGGGUUCAUCUCAUUCUCGGAGUUCCAGGCGUUUGAGGGCCUGCUCUGCGUACCCGACGCGCUGUACAAGACCGCCUUCCAACUCUUCGAUACUAACGGCAAUGGACUCGUCGCUUUUGACGAGUUUGCGGAAGUCAUGCGCAAGACGGCCCUGCAUCAGAAACUCCCAUUUAACAUGGAGAGCACGUUCGUCCGCUUGUACUUCGGCAAGGACAAGAAGAGGCUAGUAACGUAUCCUGAGUUCAGCCAGUUCCUUCACGACUUCCACGAAGAGUAUGGAGUGGAGGCCUUCAAGAAGUGCGACAAAGAUGGAACAGGCUUCAUCAGCGCUGGGGACUUUAGGGACAUUAUGCUGUCUGUGAAGAAACAUCUGCUAACUAAGGAGUUGAAUUCUAAAGUUAUUAAUGCUUCGGGCUUCCCUCACGGUGAACGCAAAAUCAGUUUCCCCUACUACAUGGCCUUUAAUUCUCUUCUGAACAACAUGGAGCUGAUCAAGAGGGUCUACCUUAAUGCUACGAACGGUACUCGGACGCAAGAAGUGACCAAAGAAGAGUUUCUACAUUCAGCUCAAAUGAUGUCUCAGAUAACGCCCCUAGAAGUCGAUAUAUUGUUCACUCUGUGUGAUAUGAUACAUCAUACUAAUGGCGAACGGGGAUCAGACAGCACAUGGGUAACGAGUUCGACUCCCGUCUCUAGAGGUCGAAUCGUAUACAAUGAUCUCAACUCCAUCACACCCGAACAAUACUUCAAGCAAGUCACACGGCGCGUAGCAGAAAUCAAGGCUGUCUCCAGUCCCGAAGAACGAGGCGUGUUGAUACAGAUAUUGGAGAGCACUUACAGAUUCACACUCGGUUCUGUUGCUGGUGCCGUCGGUGCGUCAGCGGUAUAUCCCAUCGACUUAGUAAAGACUCGUAUGCAGAACCAACGUACGGGCUCCUUCAUCGGUGAGGUGGCGUAUAGGAACUCCUGGGACUGCUUCAAGAAGGUCAUCCGGCAUGAAGGCAUCUUCGGCUUAUACAGAGGAUUGGUACCACAACUUAUCGGAGUGGCCCCCGAGAAAGCUAUUAAAUUGACGGUGAACGACUUCGUUCGUGACAAAUUCACAGACAAAAAGGGUAAUAUUUCCUUAUACGCAGAGAUCCUCGCCGGUGGUUGUGCCGGUGGUUCACAAGUAGUGUUCACAAAUCCUCUAGAAAUCGUGAAGAUUCGUUUACAAGUAGCUGGUGAGAUCGCGGGUGGGUCCAAAGUAAGGGCCUGGUCUGUUGUCAAGGACCUCGGCCUGUUUGGCCUCUACAAGGGGGCGAAGGCCUGUCUGCUCAGAGAUGUGCCUUUCAGCGCUAUAUACUUCCCUGCUUACGCUCAUGUUAAGGCUAAAUUCGCGGACGAGAACGGCUACAACCACCCUCUGACGCUGCUAGCAGCCGGUGCUAUCGCGGGUAUCCCCGCCGCCUCACUCGUCACACCUGCCGACGUCAUCAAGACUCGUUUGCAGGUGGUAGCUCGAUCGGGACAAACAACGUACAACGGUGUAAUAGACGCGGCGCGCAAGAUAUACGCGGAGGAAGGCGCGCGCGCAUUCUGGAAGGGAGCCGUCGCCCGAGUGUUCCGCUCCUCGCCGCAGUUCGGUGUCACACUCGUCACUUAUGAAAUACUACAGCGCUUGUUCUUCGUCGAUUUUGGAGGAUCACGCCCAGCCGGUUCAGAGUUACACGUGGCGACACCUAUCGAGGAAUCAGUGAAGAAACCACAUCACAUCGGCGGCUACCAGGUGGCGCUGCCAGUACUAACGGGGCUCGAGACCAAGUUUGGUAUCUCCUUGCCUCGCUGGUCGGCACCUAAACCUGCGCCGGCGCCGCAGUAGUAUCAUAGUAAGGAUCGACGCACGUAGAUAAAGAUAUUUAAUAUUCUGAAAAUUGACACACUGGCGUUGUUUUGGAUAAAUACUAUCAGUAGUUGAUUAUAAUUAUGUUUAAAAUAUGGCUGGAUUCAAUAAUCUGUUUGUCCGUAGAUCAAAUUACAAGAGGUAGAAUUUUGACACAUUUUGUAUGGAACUUCAUGUCCAUUGUCUAUCUUUAGGAGCAAAAUCUACUGAAAGAUGGGUUAUUAAAACUGGCUAAUUGUUGUCUCGCUUCUUUCACAGUGAUUCUCAUUGUGAAAGCGAGAUAGAAACAAAACUAUAAUAAUUUUAAUUGUUAUUGGUUUUUAACCAACUUCAUCUACGUACACUAGCUAUACAUAACCAGUAUAUCUUGGUCUCGCUUUGUAUGACCUUUCAGUACAUUCAACGGUCAAUUUAUACUGGUUUUUUAUAGCUUGAUGUGAAGUUAUGUUAGCUACUGAUAUGUUUAUCCAAAAACGCAUCGUGUAUAAAAUAAAAUGUAUGUAGCAUACUAUAUGGAGUAAGACAUUACAAAGUGAGAUUAAGGAUUAUUAAAAAAAGGUAACAUUAUACAUUUUAUAUCACACGUUACUCAAGAGAUUUCUUACAAUCUAAAGUAUUUAUCGACAUCGCUUUGUUUACAAUACAAUAAUAAUAGUACAAUAUUGUAUUGACAUGCCUCUGCCUACCCCUUCUGCGGCUAAAAGGCGUGGUAUUAUUACAUAAACAGUAUGUAUCACCAAGCAGCCAAAUGCUGGCAAAAACAUCAAUAUUUUUGUUGCAUUAAAUUAGUUAUUCUAAGCAAAAGUGUGAUAGCUAUAAGUUUUUUAACACAUAGUGUAUAAUCUCUUCAGUACAAUGCCUGAAAUAUCUUGUAAACCGCCCUGAAACACGUCACGAUUUUUAUAAUAUACCUAGUUUUGUAUGAAUAAUCUGCUUACUUGAAAAACUCACAAUGAGACUUUUAUGCCCACAUAAAUUAUGAAACCACUGCUUUUAUUAGUUCUAAGUAGUAUGAAAAUCCAUAUAAAUAUGAUUAAGUAUAUUUUUAAUUAGUAUAAUUUUCAAUAACCAUGAGAUAUAAUUGGUGAGAUUUUUGUAAUAAUUUUAGAGUCAAUGAGUAUGAAAAUUGGCGAAAUGUGGACUCUAAGUACACCUCUGCCUGUCCUUUUGCGGAAUAAAAGCUUUGGUGCUAUGUUAAAUUUUAAAGUAUACAAUACUAAAGUAUUCUGGAGCUGCGGACUACCUAACGGGAUACCGGGGCUCCGGCUCGAAAAUCAGGAGAGGGAAGGGGUUGGUUUUUGUCACUAAGAGUCUGAUACUCCUCUUGCCUCGCCUAAGGAAGAGCGCAAGAAGUCAUUGGGUGACUUUCCCCCCUCAAUAAAUAUUAUGAAACGAUUUGUACUUCUCUAAAAAAGGAUUCAUAUUUGCCAAAAUGUUCCUAAUCGACUAGGUAGUCAGUAAACCUACUUAAUUAUAUUAUUUGUAUAUGUAUUUUGAGAUUAUUAACAUAAUUUUGUAUGUUGAAAACUAAAGCUCUCUUCGAAUAAAACUAACUAUAAAAAGUGUGUCCUAAAACUUCGCUAAAUUGUUCAUAUGGAUUUUCAUACUACAUUACUGGAAGUAAAAACGUUUUGAUGUAAAUCACGACCUUACUACCUGGUAAUAAUGUCGGUUUUUCUAUAUCAAAGUUUUGACUGUCUCUGUAGGCCAUUUUAAUAUAAAAAAUAACAGCGUAGUCUAUGCACCUACUAGCAUUUUAAUGACUUUUAAAAAAGUCGAAAUUUUUAGAUUUGUUUUUUUUUUGCAUUCGAUAUGUUACAAGUAGCAAUUUUGUAACAUUUUAAGCUUUAUUAAUAUUUAUUAAUCGCUUUUAAGAUUAUUUUUGUAACUUAGUAUUGUUUUUUCCAAAUAUUUCUGCAUUUUUUUUAUGAUACACUGCCAUUAUAAAAACCACAUUUAGUUGCUUUAAGAUUUUUAAAUCUACUUAUAUUUUUUAUAAAAACUCUUUCUCGGAUUAUAUUGCAUUUAGAUUAUAAAUCAAAUAUUUUUGAACAGAUCUUAAUUAUAAUAAUCACACAAUUUUGUAUUUAUUUUACUAAAAUUAUUGAUAAUUGUAACAUAUCAGAAUGCCUUUAGUUUUAAGUAAAAUCGAAAUCAAAGCGAACUUAUUAUUGUUAUAUUUUAUUUGUUAAACAAAAAUAUCAGACGGUUUGAGUGUUAUAUGAAACAAAUUGUGUCUUGAAUUCGCGUAUAUACCAACUUUUUGUUAAAAUAUUUUAGUCUUAUAUAUGAGACUUCUAACUAAUCCAUAUCUCUUAGAGCUUUCGAAUAUCCAUUUGCCUUUUUCUUAAAAAGAUUAAAUAACUAUUUAUAUUAUCCCAAAUAUAUAAAAACAACCACUCCAAUUAUUAUAUUUUUUUCAAAUAUGACAAACUAGAUAGAAUGUCCCAAGAAAUUUGCAAAAAUAAUGUUCAAAUUAUUAACCGAAGAACGAAUUAAAGAGUGUAUAAUAUUAUACAGACAUUUAGAACUAUUUAAUAGGCUCCAAUCGCAUGAGAGGGCGCUUUAAAAUUCGGCAUUGGUGUGCGUGCGUUGCAAAUUAAUCUUUAACACUUCAACUUCAACGCCCAGCGUUGAAAAUACAACACUGCUCGAUAAAAGCAUCGCGUUUUAAAAACGCUUAACGUGUAAACGUAUACUAGCAGAUGCAUUUGUUCCAUUUGAACGCUUUUUUAACGCGCGUCAAAAAUAUCUCGUGCGAAUGGGGCCUUUUAAUGAACGUUUUAUUUUGAAAACGCCAUGUUUUGACAAACCUUGGACGAAAUGAGAUUUGCGUGAACAAGGCGAGAAGUUAAUAUAAAUAUAUGAUAUUUCUAAAUGAUAACUGUAGCUUGGGCACGUCUUCUAUAUCUUCACCUAUUUAGCAAUAAAUAAAAUAUAAUAAAGAGCUGUGUAUACGCUUAGUUUGUACGCCGUUUAGUUCCUAAAACUGUAUCGAAAUGUUCAAUUUUAAAAUGAAGAAUAAUAUUAAACCUUUUAAAUUUUGAGCUGGAAGUCUUGAGAAUUAGGAAAGAAAUCAGUCGCUACAUAUUUUAAGACAGAAAUUUAAAUUGAUAUUCAACUUUAUACCAUUGGUAUACGGUUGGAAAUCUAUUAACAAAUUCAUUGUCAAGAUUUCUAGCACAAUCUAUAUAGAGCUACGGAGUUAAAAUUGUGUAUUUACUUUACUAUUUUUAAAUCUAUCUUAUUUUAUUUUAAAAUUGAACAAAGUAAAGGCGGCCCAAUUUCAAAUGCACAAUUUUGUUAUCGAGCGUAAAAAUAAGUUAAUGUUGUAUGACAACAUUGUAUAAAGUGAAUCAUAGUGUAACGACAGAUAGAAAGCUGAUGUGACUAUAUUUAUUGAUAUUGUACAUUUGUGUUAAUAAUAAAUCGAAUAAAACCCUUA
This is a messenger RNA of Spodoptera frugiperda (fall armyworm), 6784 nucleotides long. It is a transcript of the gene aralar1, whose product is annotated as calcium-binding mitochondrial carrier protein Aralar1. Gene Ontology annotation, molecular function: calcium ion binding; L-aspartate transmembrane transporter activity; L-glutamate transmembrane transporter activity. Gene Ontology annotation, biological process: malate-aspartate shuttle; L-glutamate transmembrane transport; aspartate transmembrane transport. The transcript has 14 exons. Bases 1210 to 3318 code for a protein of 702 amino acids. Lineage: Eukaryota; Metazoa; Arthropoda; Insecta; Lepidoptera; Noctuidae. The record is from RefSeq and is a predicted model, not a curated record.